AUGGCCGACGCGGGCCGGCCCAAGCGUGUGGCUAACUUCGCGUGGAUGACGUUUGCCAUAGCGCUGGUGUUGGUGUGCGCGGCGGCGGCGGUGCGCGGCGGUGAACCAGUGUUUGAUCCUAGUACUCUAAUGCGGCUGGUGCUAGUGCCAGCUGAUGCCGCCGUCGGUUCCGUCAUCUACCGUGUGCGUGCCUCAGACCCUGACUUCGACUACCCUCUGCAUUUCGAGCUGAUCGGUCAAAUGGGUCGUCUGGACAUUGGCAUCGUAACGUUACCGUGCACUCGUUACAACUCCGUGUGCCAAGCCAACGUUGUUCUGCUGAGGAGACUCGAGCCAGGUCGCUACGUGGACUUCAGACUGUCUGUACGCAACACCAGAGGACGAAGCUCACGUAUCGCUUGCUCCAUCACCGGAACCAAUGCGACCACACCAAGAGACACCAUAUUUCCCCACCAGCCUAGCAUCAUCUUAGUGCCUGAGGAUGCCAAAAGGGGUACUGAUCUAGAAAUUGUCAUCGCCAGAAAGAAUCCCUUGUCACCGAAGCCUCUGGAACUGGAAUUAUGGGGUUCGCCGCUUUUUGCCAUACGACAAAGAAGGGUGUCUACUGAAAAUACAGAAGGCACGAUAUUCUUAGUUGGACCAUUAGAUUUCGAAGCUCAAUCAAUGUAUCAUUUGACACUCCUAGCUGUGGAUCCUUACGUUGAACUGGGGAAGGACACUCGUAACAUAGCCGCCUUAGAAGUGGUGGUCGUAGUAGAAGAUGUGCAAGAUAUGCCACCAGUGUUUACAACAGCUCCUCCUAUCACCCACCUGCCGCGGCAAGUAGCACCAGGCGACAUGGUAGUCAAAGUCCGAGCUGAAGAUGGCGAUAAAGGAGCACCGCGAGUGAUUCGAUACGGUUUAGUAUCUGAAGGCAAUCCUUUCACUCCGUUCUUCAACAUCAAUGAAACAACUGGUGAAGUGACGUUAGAAAGGCCAAUAGAGGAAAUCGCAGCGAUAUCUCACGCCGGUGCACCUAUACUCUUGACAGUAGUUGCGGAGGAAGUUCGAUUAUCCAGAGAAGAGCCAGAAGCCAUGUCCUCGACGGUACAACUCGCAUUCAUAUUGCCGGAACGGGAAAACUCGCCGCCGUACUUUGAGAAUCAGUUCUACAUCACCUAUUUGGAUGAAAAUGCUCCUCAAGGUACAGCCCUAACAUUCAACGACCCGUAUAUUCCUCAAGUGAACGACAACGAUGCAGGCAAGAAUGGCGUGUUUUCUCUCACUUUAGUGGGAAAUAAUGGGACAUUCGAGAUAUCACCAACGGUAGCUGAAAGACAUGCACAGUUCAUCAUUAAAGUGAGGGACAAUACCAUGCUGGACUUUGAAGCUCGCAAGUCUGUUGUAUUUCAGAUUAUGGCUCAAGAACUUGGUCCAGCAACGAACUUGACAGCUACAGCAAAUGUUACUGUAUAUUUGAAUGACGUCAAUGACAAUCCUCCAGUAUUCCUUGCUCAGUCUUAUGACGUUGAGUUACCUGAGAACGUGACAGCUGGUACUAGAGUCGAGCAAGUCCAAGCUGACGAUGUUGAUACGGGAGCUUUUGGAAAAAUCCAAUACACUGCCAUAUUAGGAUACCUUAAUACUUCUCUUCAUUUAGACCCCAUAUCUGGAGUUAUAAGUGUAGCGACCAAUAACCACGGCUUUGACCGUGAAGCAAUGCCAGACUUGCAUUUUUUAGUAGAGGCUAGAGAUAACGAUGGAGUAGGUUUAAGAGAAACAGUGCCAUUAAUUAUUAAGUUAUUAGAUGUAAAUGACUACCCACCUGAGUUUGAGAGAUCGUUAUAUGAGUUCGUACUUUCGCCAAGCCUGAACAAUUUUACAUCAGCAGCGUUUGUGAAGGCAAUUGAUAAAGAUGCAGAACCACCUAAUAAUGUUGUGAGAUAUGAAAUAAUACAGGGGAAUAAUGAUGGAAAGUUUGCUAUAAAUACUGAAACUGGCGAGCUAUAUCUCCUUGAAGCUCUUAAGAGAACUAAGAAACAAAAUGUUCCGAGAUACAAACGCCAAAUAGACUCACAACAAGAAAGUGAAACUUUUAGUUUAUCUAUAAGAGCCUUCGAUUUGGGCGUUCCUAGUUUAUCUUCCACUACUAUUGUGAAAAUUUAUCCACCUGAAAGCAAAACCAGAACAAUGUCAUUUAUUGUACCUGGCGGGAACCCCGAUAGACAAAAACUUGAAGAAAUUCUCAGUACACUUUCUGGAGGAAAAGUUACUAUAAUUGAUAUAAAACCAUAUAAGGGAGACAAUGGAGACACAGAUUUAAUUGGACAAGAGUCUAGUCAAGAAAAAAGCGAAGUAAUAGCUAUUGUACGAAUGUCAGGUAACACAGCUAUUAAUGUAGCAAAGCUUCAAGAGCAGUUAGCCAAGAAUAUGACAAUGUAUAGCACCGGAAUAACAAAAAAUGGAAAUAAUGGUAUGAAAAAUGAAAAUUCAGGUACUAAUACUUGGAAUGCUGGAACAAAUCCUGGGAAGCCAGGUUCAAAUGCUGGUAAUUCCGGUAUGAACAAUGGAAAUGUUGGACCUGGUAACGGAAAUAUUGGCAAUGACAUCAAUACCUACCAGGGAACUAACCAUAUUAAUACAGGCUCUGCAAAUAAUUUAGGUACGGAUCAGACUAGCCAUACUUCGACAUCAGAUAAUGGUGAUUCUACUAAAAUGCACCAACUAACCAGUGCACGUUUCUCACCCGCUUUUCCACAUUUUAGGAAAAGAGUGAUCCGUGUCAACUCCACAGAGGACGACGUGCGUUUAGUGGCUCACGACAAGGGAGCAGGCAGAGAAAAUAAGUCGACACAAAAUUUAGAGAAUAAGUCAGUACAAGCCACUGAAUGGCGUAGAAGGGAGGCGUGGAGUGCUGAACAAGCAGACUUGAGGACGAAACCGACUCAGUGGAAAUUCAAUAAAAGAAACUACAGGUCAAAAGAUCUUUCAAAACCCGCUUCGACUCCUGGUGACAUUCAUCAGGAAUUUGUGCAUGCAGCCGCUGAUAAUGAUUACAAAUACAGCGAUAGAAGACAAUCUCUUCGUGCAAGGGAUGGUCCAAAUAUAAUUUACACUAAAGAAAUGCAACUUCAAGAAGCAUUUGCAAAUAAACACAAAGAAUACAUAGAAGAUUUAGAAAACGGCUAUGAUAGGAUUGCUACUUUGCAUUAUCACAAGAGAGAUCAAGACGACGAUUCAAUGCGAAGACAUGAAAUAGAUCGUGGCUCAGAAGUUGGCGUCUUUCUCAAGUCUGAAAAUAAAGUUAUGGUCGACAAAGCAGAAAAUAAAAAUGUUGAACAACGAAAUAAAGAAAGAGCUCCAUCCUCCAUAGGAAGAGAUCAAUACUUCAUCAAAGACGGAAAUACUGAAAUCUUAAGGCUUGUAACAAGAGGAAAAAAUGAUGAAGAAAGAUAUGUAAAUCUGCCUUUACAUCAACAAAGACCAGUUACACUAAUUCCACAUACACAAUAUGUUGUAGUGGACAGCGGAAAAGAUUUGUUGAUGGAAAGAUUUAUAAGAGAACAAGGUGAAGAAGCCAAAAAUAUUCGAGAUAAAAUGGAUGAAGUUGCUGACACGGAUAGCGUCUUUAAUGGAAAAGAGGGUAAAAGUCUUGGUCAGAGGUCGCGUGCUGGUAGUGAGAUGCAUAAUCAAUUUCAUGACUAUUCUAACAUACCCCCAGAGGUACCGGGUGUUGUUCCCUUGAAAGCAGAUUACUUACAGUCAGCAUUAUUGGAAAUGCAAAAUAAAUCCACGAUACACCAAGAAUUACUAGAAUCAUCUUUAAGAAAACAAAAUGAGCUGUUACAUCAAAUUUUGAUAGAGCGUGAGAGAAUGCUUCAAAAUCAAGAAACUGCCUCACAGGUUGAAAGUAAAUUAGAAACACAAAGUCUCCCUGGACAAUCAGUAAUGGCAACACAAACUGAAUGCCAUAUCGGAACACAAACAGAGCCUAUUCUUCUUAAACCUACUCGUAGAAAAGCAAGAAGUGAUAAUGACUCAUACAGUGAAGAUGAUUCUGAAAUGAUAGUAGAAGACAAAAACAAAAAAGUAGCAUGGGUUAAGAGAAAAAAGCCAAAAAAGAAAAUAAAAUAUAAGGAUCCCAGGAGAAGUAUCAGAAUCUAUGAUUUAAAGCGUAAAAUAAAAACACCUAUAAUUGAAGAAAGUGAAGCUUCUCCAUCUCUGGAAAGUGAAAAACAUAUAAAAAUAAGUAAAAUUAAUGAAAGGGAAGAACACGUUAAAAAUUAUGGAGAUAUAACUAAAAGUAUUGUGACAACUUCAAAAAAUGAAACUGUGAGCUCAACUCAAAUCAAACCAACUGACACUGAUCGAAAAUCAAAAUUAAAAAGAGAAAUAUUAAUGGAAAUAUCAGAUUCUCUAGAAGAAAAAUUAGAUUCAGAUUCACGAGAAAAAAAGCGUUUACAAAGACAAAACCACAUAGAAGAGCUGUUAGCCCUUGAAGAACACGAUAGUAAAGAAAUUAAAAGCGGAAGUAGUUCCGCAUCAAAAGAUAAUAGAAAUUUAGUAUUUUCUAGACAAGGAUCUUCAACUGAAGCGCGACAAACAGCCGAACAAUCUCUUAAUUUAAAAACUACUGAAUUGGAUGUAACGCCUAUAAGAGAUAGUUUGAGCAAUACAGAUUCAAGUCCUAAAAAAACUGAUGGUAAUGCAGAAUCAGCCAAAUCAACAGAAGUUCCAAAAAUUGUACAGAAAAACUUACCAAGAUAUAUGCAGUGGUAUGGUAAAAAAACAAGUUCUACUUCAAAACCAUCAGUAUCUGAAAAAACACUACCUCAAAAACCAUCAGCUACUGAUAAAAUGCCACCAUCAAAACCAAAACGACCAUCAAAAACUAAAAACGAUCAAGAUAAAGACAUCAAAGAAGACAAAACUGGUCGGUAUGGCAAAAUAUUAAGUAGAGAUCAAAGUGAUCACUCAGAGGUAAAAAAAAACUCCAAAACAAAAGAAAGUGAAUUCAUUCAUCCUCGCUUAUUAAAAGAAGAAAAAGUUACACCAGUACCUGAAGGUCCGUUACCUGAUGUUCACCCCUUGCUCCAACAUUCAGAACACAGAUAUGAACACCAAUAUGAGAAUCAAAAUCCGCUUUGUUAUAUACAACCAACCCAUAUACCCAAAUAUUUAGGUGGUGAACAAAACAUUCCCGUUUUACCUAAGAGGACCUCUGUUGAACAACAACCAGUAUACGUCAAUCAAGAUGAUGUUAAGAAAAAAGACCAAAAAUCAAAUAUCUCAGAAAGUGCAUUAACACAUAGUAUAUCGAUAUCAACUAGUUAUGAAGAAGACAGGAAGAAUACACCAGAAGUACAUGUUUCUAAAAUAAACAUAGGAGGAGAUGUAACUGAAGCCAACAGGAGUGUAACUACCAAUGUAGAUGACAAUGAUUCUGGAAUAGCUAUGAAUACACUUGUUCAUCAGACUGGGAAUAUAAAAAGGCUACCAAUAACUGAAAAGAAAAGCAUCUUCACUAUUGCUUAUGAUGAAGUUCAAACAAAACAAUUAAGACCAGACAGCAGUUCUACUUCUUAUUAAUCUUUGGUACAAUUUUAUUCACCAAAAUGUGUGCCUUACAUGUAAAUGAUUCCAUAUUUUGUUAAUUGAUUCCGUCCAUUUUCAGUCGCUUAUGAAAUUGAAUGUAAAUAAAAUAGAAUUUAGAUUAUUAUGAAUAAUGUAAAAAAACAACUGCCUUUAUUUGAUGACUGGUAUUAAUAAUUUAGAAAUAUUUUUUGUAAAUAUAAAUAAUAUGUUAAAAUAAAAAAUAAGGCAAAGAUAUUAUUUAAAUUAGUUUAUACUUUGAAUAUUGUAAAAUCUACUGUAAAUAUUUUCUCUUGAACCCACUUUAAACCAUACUGAUGCAGUAUGUCAUUCUAUAUUUGUUAUAAAAUAUGAAAUUAUAAUUAUAUAUACUUAUACAGUGGUGUAAUCAUUUCUAUUCUCAUAAUUUUACCUACCAUUCAUCUGGUAUCAGAACUUGAGAUAAUCAAUAACGUUUCUGACUGCUAUCAUGUCGUUAUUAAAUUCAUGCAACAGAAAAAAAGGUACCCGUAAUGGCGAACAUUUACUGUGAAAGUAAUAAGAUAUUGUUAAAUAAAAAAAAACACAUGUAAAAGUGACAAAGAAAUACAGAAAGCUGUUAUUGAAAUCGGGCGAUUAAUAAUAAUGGCCUUCACCAAACCUCCGGCUGACGUCACUGUAGAAGUUUCUGGAAUAUAAUACGAAUCAUUUUUAAGAUAAUUACUAUCAUUACUUUUUUAGAUAUUUUGAAGUACACAGUUCAAAUUACAAUUUGAAUUUUUAUUAUCAUAUGAGAAUGGA
Molecule: messenger RNA, 6351 nt
Organism: Diatraea saccharalis (sugarcane borer)
Lineage: Eukaryota; Metazoa; Arthropoda; Insecta; Lepidoptera; Crambidae
Source: the annotation of a GenBank genome assembly